Messenger RNA from Oncorhynchus gorbuscha (pink salmon), 1196 nucleotides. RefSeq names its product G-protein coupled receptor family C group 5 member B-like. Gene Ontology annotation, cellular component: signaling receptor complex; plasma membrane; extracellular exosome. Lineage: Eukaryota; Metazoa; Chordata; Actinopteri; Salmoniformes; Salmonidae. The record is from RefSeq and is a predicted model, not a curated record. Gene Ontology annotation, molecular function: protein kinase activator activity; protein kinase binding; G protein-coupled receptor activity. Gene Ontology annotation, biological process: G protein-coupled receptor signaling pathway.
UGUGGCUGGGGCCUGGUGCGCCCCUACACCCUCCUCUGCGACCUGGACUCUGUUUGGGGCGUGGCAGUCGAAUCUGCAGCGGCCGGCGGCGCCCUGGCUGCCAUUUUACUGGGCCUGAUCAUCCUCUGCCGACUACACCACGUGAGCGAGGCAGAGAAGCGCAGCGGCGUGGGACCCAUUCUCCUCCUGCUCCUGGGCAUCCUGGGCCUGUUCGGCCUCAGUUUCGCCUACCUCAUUGAGCGUGACGAACAGCUGUGUCUUCUGCGCCGUGCCCUCUGGGGCCUGCUCUUCGCCCUGUGCUUCUCCUGCCUGCUGGUGCAGGGUGUGCGGCUCCGGAGGUUGGGCAGCGAGCGCCGGAGCCCGGGGGGCUGCACUCUGACCGGCCUGGCCCUGGGGCUGAGCGCCGUCCAGGGGAUCAUCGCCGCCGAGUGGCUCCUGCUCACGGUGCUCAGGGAGGGCAGAGCGGCCUGCCAGUACCUGCCUCUGGACUUCUCCUUAGCCUGUAGCUAUGUGCUUGCGCUACUGCUAGCCGCGCUGGGGGCGGCCUCCUUCGCUCUCUGUGGGAAGACCCGGCAGUGGCGCUGUAACGCGGUCUGGCUCCUCUCCGCCUGUCUGUUGUCCCUCCUCCUCUGGGUUGCCUGGGUGGGCUUCUAUCUCUACGGUAACGCCUGGCUGGGGCGGUCCCCGGACUGGGACGAUCCAGCAUUGGCGAUAGCACUGGUGGCACAGGGUUGGCUCCUCCUCCUGUUCCACGCCGUGCCCGAGGCACACUCCAGUCUCUGCUCCCCGCCACAACCCUGCCCUGACUAUUUUGACACGUCCCAGGCCCCGUCCCGCAUGAGGGAGACCAGCCCCGACGAGGACAUCCUCUCACACAGGCAGUUUCCGGAGAACCAGGGCUACGGCUUUGACGAAAACACUGCAGGUCUGAGGAGUGCAGGUCAUCAUAAUGGUAACACAGCGCCCAGACCCAGUGCCCCCUUCCGCAGCAACGUGUACCAGCCCACUGAGAUGACCAUGAUCCUGAAUGGGGGAGCGGUCCCCUCCGCACCCCCGACCUAUACGGGGCGGCAGCUGUGGUGAAGGACAGAGAUGAAGAAGAAGAGGAAGGAAGAAUGGGGUGAUGAAGAAGGGAUGAAGGGUCCUUGGACAGAGGAAUAACCCAGAGAGGAUAACUAUAACAUGGACAUCACCCC